AUCUAUUCGGCUUCCUUUGCAACAGUAUGCUUCUCAUCUUCAAGUGCGCAUAUUUCUCGGGAAUUCUCCUGCGUGUCGUCCAUUCAGCCCCUUCUACCGAAUAUGUAGUUUAUCCAAGGCUUCUUGACGAAAGAGGACUGGACGUUGAGAGGAUACUGUACAUUCAAGAUGACAUAGUUCUUAGGUUGCAAAAGAACACAGUACUCGGCGAAAGGUUCACAUUUAGCGAGACCGUGAAUGGAACACGAGAGGACACAAUUAUGGACGGAAGAAAACUUGAAGCAAACAUGUUUCACGACAGAAUUCGAAUGGCGUCAGUCAAGGUAGAAGAUAAGAACGGCGCAGUUGAAGUGAGAGGAAUCUUAAGCAACAGACUAAGAAUCACGCCUCUGCACAUCAGUGCUCGAUCAAAUGACGGGCUUAUUCCGCAUAAGAUAUAUCAGGUUGAUCAGCGUGCCGAAGAUGCCAAUUCAUUCAAAGCUGACCUAAUGAAAAAGGACAGUGAAAGCGUUUUUGAAGCGGAACUAAACAUUGUGGUCGAUUCUUAUUACUGGUCCCACUUCAAAGGCAAAAGCGAACUAAUAGAGUAUUUGGCAAUAUGUAUGCAGUUGGUAAACAUUCGCUAUGAAGACACGAAAGAUCCCAUGGUCCAGUUUCUGCUGACUGCUGUUGAACAAGACGCGGCUUCGGUUUUCUACACAAUUGACGGCAAGGACGUGGACUGUUCGAGCUGCCCUUCAAAACUUUACGUUGACGCAGAUGGCACGCUGCAACAAGCUAAAUCGAUUUAUGGGCACAACAAAGAGCAUGAUAUUACCGUCCUUGUCACAUCGCUGGACAUCGUGGAGAAAAAUGGUGGCAGUAUAUUAAACACUAUUUUGGGAUAUGCAGAGCGUCGGGGCCUGUGCAGUGAGGGAAGCCGCGUUGCACUUGUGGAGGAUGCACCACACAGUUACUCUCUAACUCGAAUUAUAACACAUGAGCUGGGGCAUACGCUUGGUGCUACUCAUGACGGGGUUGAGCACAACGAUUGCAGCCUGCAUGAUGGAUACAUUAUGGCGCCCUUUACUCACGGAAGCAACAAUGGCCACUUUUCUGACUGCUCUAUUAAAGAGAUUCAAGAAUUUGUCAAGACGAUAAAAGAAGAUUGCAGAGAGGUUAAAUCAAGGAACACACUUAACAAGAAUGGAACACCAGUGCUACCGGGGGUGGUUAUGAAUUUAACUCGAUAUUGCGAACUCAAGCAUCCAAGUUUUUGUGACAUCACCGUAAACCAGGACAAAAUAAAAGAGUGCCGAUUUCAAUGCUGCUUUGGCGGCAGGGUCAAAUGUAUGAAAAACAAGCCUGCAGAUCCAACGUCCUGCAAUAAUCAAUGGGACAUUAAUAUGGAUCCACUCUGCUCAGUCAAAUGCUGCUCUCUGUUUGCCUCUGACGCGACGCACAAAUGUUUUGAAGAAAUCGCUGUCGAUGGAACGCCAUGCGACGACAAAAAGAUGUGCUUCAGAAACAAGUGCGUUGAUAACUAUGACCUUUCUGAAACACCAGGGUUGUCCACAGCACCUGCAACGGAGGAAAGCUAA
Molecule: messenger RNA, 1580 nt
Organism: Ixodes scapularis (black-legged tick)
Lineage: Eukaryota; Metazoa; Arthropoda; Arachnida; Ixodida; Ixodidae
Product: venom metalloproteinase antarease-like TtrivMP_A
Exons: 14
Coding region: 27-1580 (517 amino acids)
Biological process (GO): membrane protein ectodomain proteolysis
Molecular function (GO): metalloendopeptidase activity
Source: RefSeq, a predicted model, not a curated record